Anopheles gambiae (African malaria mosquito) is the source of this 2338-nucleotide messenger RNA. RefSeq lists its product as uncharacterized. Lineage: Eukaryota; Metazoa; Arthropoda; Insecta; Diptera; Culicidae. Gene Ontology annotation, molecular function: oxidoreductase activity. The record is from RefSeq and is a predicted model, not a curated record. The coding region runs from base 26 to 2269 and encodes 747 amino acids. The transcript is spliced from 6 exons.
CCACCCCAAGAUCCCCAUCCCCAUCAUGGACCGGUGGGUAGGUAAGGUAGCCGUUGUGACCGGUGCCAGCUCCGGCAUUGGUGCCGCCACUGCCAAAGCCCUCGUACGUGCCGGCAUGAUUGUGGUCGGUCUAGCCCGGCGUGUAGAACGUAUCGAAGCCCUGCGCAACGAGCUGCCAGCCAACGUUCCCGGCCAGCUGCAUGCCAUCCGGUGUGACGUCAUGCGGGAGGAAGACAUCCUUGCGGCGUACGCUCAAAUCGAGCGCCAGUUCGGUGGUGUUGAUGUGCAGAUCAAUAGUGCGGGGAUUGCGCACCAUACGGUGCGCAUACUGCAGCCGAACAACACGCAACCAUUGCGCGAUAUCGUGCAUACGGAUCUGCUCGGGCUGACCCUGUGCAGUCGUGAAGCGUACCUAUCGAUGCAGAAGCGCUCGGUCGACGGUCAUAUUGUGCAUCUGAACAGCAUUACCGGCCACUCGAUACCACCGCUCAACACGCUCAACAUCUAUCCGGCCGUGAAGCACGGUGUGACGGCCCUGACGGAAACGAUGCGCCAGGAGUUGCGUUUUGCGGGCAGCAAAGUUAAGGUUACGAGCAUUAGUCCAGGAUUGACUAGGACGCCCAUCAAUCCCAACAGUGACACCUACACGGGACCGAUCCUCGAGCCGGAAGACAUUGCCGAUGCGAUACUGUACGCACUCGGAACGCCACCCCGUGUACAGAUCCACGAGUUGACGAUCAAACCAGUGGGUGAAGUAGAAUGCACGAUGGAACGCUGGCGUGGAAAGGUGGCCAUUGUGACCGGUGCUAGCUCCGGCAUUGGGGCAGCAACGGUGAAAGCUCUCGCCAGUGCCGGUAUGAUCACGUUCGGUUUGGCCCGCCGUGUCGAACGGGUGGAAGCACUGAAGGACGAGCUGCCGGAGGAUGCCCGCGAGCGGCUGCACGCACUGCGCUGUGACGUUACGAAGGAGGAGGACAUUUUGGCCGCCUUCCGGGAGGUCGAACAACGGUGCGGCGGUGUCGAUGUGCUGAUCAACAAUGCCGGCGUGGCGCGAUCGAGUGUCGGCGUGCUGGAUGCGAAAAAUACGCAGGAGUUGCGCGACGUGAUCGACACGAAUCUGGUCGGGUUGGCGCUGUGCAGCCGGGAGGCGUAUCAAUCGAUGAAGAAACGGUCGGUCGAUGGGCACAUUGUGCACAUUAACAGCAUACUGGGACACAAGGUGAUCCCGAUGAACACGCUCAAUGUGUAUCCGGCCACCAAGUACGGUGUGACCGCGCUGACGGAGACGAUGCGGCACGAGCUGCGAAUGGCGGGGACGAAAAUCAAAGUCACGAGCAUCAGUCCCGGUCUGGUAAGGACGGAGAUCAUCGGUGACAGUGGUGUGCUCAACGAUAUGCCCAUACUCGAACCGGAAGACAUCGCGAACGGCAUUCUGUACGUGCUCGGCACCCCACCGCGUGUUCAGGUGCACGAGCUAAUGAUCAAACCGUCUGCUCAUUCCUUCGUUUCUUAUCAAAAAGCCCGUCACACAGCCAUGGAACGCUGGCGUGGAAAGGUGGCCAUUGUGACCGGUGCUAGCUCCGGCAUUGGUGCAGUGACGGUGAAAGCCCUCGCCAACGCCGGUAUGAUCACGUUCGGUCUGGCUCGCCGUGUCGAACGAGUCGACGAGCUGAAGAAGGACCUUUCUGCCGAGGCAGCGGACCGGCUGCACAGUGUCCGGUGUGACGUUACGAAGGAGGAGGACAUUUUGGCCGCCUUCCAGCUGGUGGAGGAAAAGUGUGGCGGUGUCGAUGUGCUGAUCAACAAUGCCGGUCAGUUGAAGCGCGCGGUCAGUGUGCUGGAUGCGGGCAAUACGCAGAUUAUACGGGAUGUGAUCGAUACGAACGUGGUCGGGUUGGCGCUGUGCAGCCGGGAAGCGUUCCAAUCGAUGAAGCGUCGCUCGGUCGAUGGGCAUAUCGUGCACAUUAACAGCAUCCUUGGCCAUACGGUUGCGACGACGGGCAAGCUUAACGUCUAUCCGGCAUCAAAGUUUGCGGUGACUGCGCUAACCGAAACGAUGCGCCACGAGCUGAGGCUGGCGGGAACGAAAAUCAAAGUCACGAGCAUCAGCCCGGGACUGGUCAGAACGGAGAUGCCGCCCAGUACGGUCUUUGCCGAGGAGCCCUGCCUCGAGCCGGAGGACAUUGCGGAUGCCGUUCUGUACGUGCUCGGGACACCGCCCCGGGUACAGAUCCACGAGCUGACGAUCAAACCGGUUGGUGAAAAGUAGGGGCAAAAGGGGCAUAUAAAAUUAUACACCCAAAAAUGGCAAUAAAACUCGACAGCGGAAUAAAUGGAA